UCGAACGGAAAAGUGAAAGUCCCAAAAAAAGACACCCUCCUCUCCAGUCCUCUUAUUUAGCUCUCAACCCAUCAAUUUGUGUUUCACAUUACUAGCCCAGCUUCACAAUGAAUGGUGCAACUCUGUCACUGGUGUUCUUGAUCAUCUUUGGUGUGACUCUGAUGUUUUGUGAAGGACGGAUUGGAGGAGCAACAGAGCGUUGUUCAUGCCAAAAAACAAAGCUGCAAAAGAGCGUAAAGCCUGAGCUUGUGGACAGGAUUGAGGUUUUCCAUCCAAGUGCCUCCUGUUCAUACACUGACAUUAUAAUAACUUCAAAAAGAGGAAGAAAGUUCUGUCUGGAUCCAAAUGGAAAGCAAGGCAGUGUGAUUUUGAGGCAGAAGGCACAAAGUGGAAAGAAGAAGAAGAAGAACAACAACAAGAAGCCAAACUGAAAUGCACAGCUAAUCACUACUAAUAGCUAACAGUCUGUAACUUUUUCAUAUAGCAAGUAGAACAUGUGAUAAUCAGAUAUAAAGUAUAACUCUUUGAUUUUGAAUAUAUAACUGUGUCAGCCACCAUCAUUGUCAUUUUCUAUUAGAGACAACUGGCAGAUCUCUCUUUCAAAGAGAAUAAAUGAGUCUGUGUGUACCUGGUAUUUAGCAAAGUGCAAAUAAAAUGUCUACAACCUG
This is a messenger RNA of Ictalurus furcatus (blue catfish), 668 nucleotides long. Its product is annotated as C-X-C motif chemokine 9-like. NCBI's taxonomy places the organism in Eukaryota, Metazoa, Chordata, Actinopteri, Siluriformes, Ictaluridae. Gene Ontology annotation, biological process: chemokine-mediated signaling pathway; neutrophil chemotaxis; antimicrobial humoral immune response mediated by antimicrobial peptide. The record is from RefSeq and is a predicted model, not a curated record. The transcript has 4 exons. Gene Ontology annotation, molecular function: CXCR chemokine receptor binding; chemokine activity. Gene Ontology annotation, cellular component: extracellular region. The coding region runs from base 108 to 431 and encodes 107 amino acids.